UGCGUCACGUGACGCCGCUUUGCCAAUGAACUAGGAAGUGAUUUGCUCGGUGGCGUGUCGGACUGCACGGCGAAAUGCCGAGAUGAAUGCGAUGCGGCUCGUUUUCAAAGACCAGCGCCAAAAAUAAUAAUCUAGCAUCGAUUGCAGCAAAUUAGACAGCCGUCCGCUCGCACUGUCGAAAGGAGCCUAUUUAACAUGUGCAAUCUGAACGUCUUUGACUCUGAAUGUUUCCACGCAGCUCGCUAGUUAGCUAACGUUAGAAGUUUCCCCCCCAUUCAGAAAAGCUUGCUAGCAAACUCUUGCAAUUCAAUCGACGGUGUCAACUUCUUGGAGUACAAACGGCAUUAUGUGUCUUUUUAACCAUCUAACGUAGUAAUAGCAUUUUUGGAUAUUCUACACGUAAGGUUUAAUUGUUGCCAUAUUGAGUUAAUUUAGCCGGCUGGUUAGCUAGCCGCAUAUCAAGCUAAUUGCUAAAUUCAGUUUACUUUGUGCUGAUCACAAAUAAAUUUUAAGAACUGAUGCAUAGUAACAACUUAGGAACUUUCAUAGAAAUUUGUACAAUUUCUAAACUCUCUGCGUCGCUUUGACUGAAAGCGAAUGGACAUGAAAUUUACCAGCGUCUAUAUGCUUCUGGUGAUUAGUAAGAGAUGAAUGUCUUGACUUCUCGGUAUUCAAAUCCAGAAUUUUGAAUUCAGUCACCAUGUAAAUGCCCUUAAAAUACUUAAUACAUUCUGAAUGACCCCGUACUGUUGUUAUCGUACCUUCCCACACAUUAGUCAGCAUCAACGGCUCUCUUUACCUGCCACCGGCUUGCUUAUUGUUUUCAUCCCCAUUCUCCGUGUUUUCAGCGCUCUGUCUCCUGCUAUGAUGCCUGUCCUUUGAGUGGCGGCCAGGGCAUGAUGCCUCCUGAGUCGGGCUGGGGUCAUGGACAAAAUAAUCCAAGAAGCCGAGGUGCGGCUGCCCUCUACUUUCCUGCGAAUCUCCGGCGGCUCGGCAGAUACACCGAAGGACCAGCCACGGGACAGGAAGACAAUGGGGUUUGUGCUGGUGCAUGCAGGCGCUGGUUACCACUCGGAGUCCAAAGCCAAGGAGUAUAAGCAUGUCUGUAAAAAAGCCUGCCAGAGGGCUGUGGAGAAGCUGAACGCUGGUGCCCCAGCAGUGGAGGCUGUCACUGCGGCACUGGUGGAGUUGGAGGAUUCUCCUUUCACCAACGCGGGCAUGGGCUCCAACCUGAACCUGUCAGGGGAGAUUGAAUGUGACGCCAGCAUCAUGGAUGGAAAAUCCUUGCAGUAUGGGGCAGUGGGUGCCCUCAGUGACAUUAAGAAUCCAGUGUUGGUGGCGAGCAGACUGCUGAGCGAAGCCCUCAAAGGAAAACUGUCUGCGGGUCGUGUUCCUCCAUGCUUUUUGGUGGGGCGAGGAGCCUAUCACUGGGCACUGAGCCAUGGGAUACCAUCCUGUCCUUCGGACAAAAUGGCCACGAAGUUCAGUUUGUCCGCCUACAAGAGGAACAGGCGGAAAAUAGAGCUGGCGGAGAAGGUGGAGUCUGACUACGUGCAGGCGAAGAAGAGAAGACAAUCAAGUGAGAACGAGAAUGGCUCUGGGUCUCUGGACACGGUGGGGGCUGUCGUGGUGGACCAGGAAGGCAACGUGGCGGCGGCAGUAUCGAGCGGAGGCCUUGCCAUGAAGCAUCCGGGUAGAGUUGGCCAGGCAGCUCAUUACGGGUGUGGCUGCUGGGCCGAGAACGCCUGCAACUUGAAUCCGUACUCGACAGCUGUGAGUACCUCAGGCUGUGGGGAACAUCUCAUCCGCACCAUGCUGGCCCGGGAGUGCUCGGCGUCUGUCCAGUCAGAGGACGCCCACCAGUCGCUACUGGACACUAUGCAAAACAAGUUCAUUAGCUCACCGUUUCUGGCCAGUGAAGACUGUGUCCUGGGGGGCGUCAUCGUCUUGAGAUGCUGCAGAUGUGCAGAUGCCCCGCCCUCCACGGAUCUCCGGGCUCUGCUAGUGGAGUUCCUGUGGAGCCACACAACAGAGAGCAUGUGUGUGGGGUAUAUGUCAGCCCAGGACGGCAAGGCCAAGACGCACAUCUCGCGGUUGCCUCCCGGAGCCGUAGCCGGCCAGUCGCUGGCCAUCGAGGGAGGAGUUUGUCGCCUGGGAAACCCGACGGACUGAUGUCGCCCAGCUUGUCCUGCAGCGAUACCUCUGCCGCCCCCCCAGGAUGCUGGGGUGGGGGGGGGGUGCAAAUGCAUGCUGUGGGCUAUAGAUCCUGCAUCCCUGCUAGUAACAGCCCUAGCUUUGCGCUGCCUCUUCCCGUUGACCACGCCCCUACCCCCGCCCCCUAACCCAUGCUUCUGAUUGAGGUCUUUACUUUGCUUACCCAUCAUACACCUCUGCACAUGCUUUCCUAUAUAAGCUAAACAUGGUCUUCGAACAGGGUGGACAUAGAUUUAUUUUUAUUUUGUAAUUCCAUGUCAUUUUAUGUAUCACAUUUUUUGUAUUUUGUUUGUUGCAAAGGUCUUUGUAAAUAUUGGACGUUGAUCCACGAGUGGCCUUGACAGUAAGGUCUGUUGGUUUGCUUUUGAAUGAGAGCUUUUUAAGGCCAGGGUCAAUACGUAUGAUUAUACUUUUUUACAUAUUCAAAAUAAGAUGCACGUUGUAAUUUCAGAGUCCUUAGAAGGGAGUGGUUCUGUGUAUGUAUGUAGACGUGUGUGUGUGUGUGUGUGUGUGUGUGUGUGUGUGUGUGUAUAUAUAUAAUGCACAAAUGUAGGAAAUACCAUUUAAAAGAUUAUAGUAAUUAUCCCUGCCACCUUUUCGUAGUUAAGCUAUCAAUCAAUGUGAAGUUUAAAAUACUGUAAAGGGAGGUUUUACGCAUCUUAGCUGCAUACAGACAUUGGCUUUUUACAGGCAUUUCUUCUAUUUUCAGGUUGUCUCGGUCGCUCGAGUGGCAAUCUGCAUUUGCGUGUGGGGGGAGGGGGUAGCUGGGAGUGGGGGCAUUAAGCAAGCACUUUGGUUCACUGCUCAGGCAGUAGCUUGGUCAUCUCAGCACUGUUCACGAAAUGACUGUUACCAACUUGACAGAGGACACAAGUAUAUAUUUGUAUUGCUAAAAUCAUAGGCCUGUAUUUUAUAAUGAGGAAGACUAUACAAAAUUUAAAAAAAACAAAAAACUAGAUAUUUAUGAAUAUCAACCGGUGCUGUUAUCCAUGUAUUUGCAAUGUAAACGGGACGUGAGCCUACAGAUGCCAUAGCCAAUACCUCUGGGAUACCUGUCAAGUAUAUAUAUAUAUAUAUAUAUUUUAAGGAAAAUGUUUAAAAUGUUUCAGAAUGUUUUAUGCUGUGUCUCAGUGUGAUAAAUCGGCUUUUUUUCCCUUUUUCAUUUUGCUGCUUAAUGCACUAUUACUUGAAAUUGAUGUUUGACAGCAACAGAAGGUUAUUUCAGAUGCAAGGUUUAUACUAAUCUCACUCUAGUGCUGAAUAAAAUUUACAAAUGCCUUUCA
Molecule: messenger RNA, 3497 nt
Organism: Paramormyrops kingsleyae
Lineage: Eukaryota; Metazoa; Chordata; Actinopteri; Osteoglossiformes; Mormyridae
Source: RefSeq, a predicted model, not a curated record